This is a messenger RNA of Vicia faba (fava bean), 447 nucleotides long. NCBI's taxonomy places the organism in Eukaryota, Viridiplantae, Streptophyta, Magnoliopsida, Fabales, Fabaceae. The record is from the annotation of a GenBank genome assembly.
AUGAGUAGGCCAGGAGAUUGGAACUGCAGGUCAUGCCAACACAUGAACUUUCAAAGGCGCGAAUCGUGUCAAAGAUGUGGCGAUUCAAAAUACGGAGAAAGAGUUGAUUAUGGAUCAGUGUUUGGAGGAAUUAGAGGAGGUUCUUCAUUUGGUUUAAGUGGUUCAGAUGUUCGUCUAGGUGAUUGGUAUUGUGGUGCUGGAAACUGUGGUGCACACAAUUUUGCUAGUCGUUUAAGUUGCUUCAAAUGUGGUGCUUUCAAAGAUGAAUUAGCUGGUGGAGGAUAUAACAAUAGUACUGAUAUUUUGCUUUCAAGAGGCUUUGGUGGAAGUACUAGACCUGGAUGGAAAUCGGGUGACUGGAUUUGUAACAGAUUAGGAUGCAAUGAGCACAACUUUGCAAGCAGAAUGGAAUGUUUCAAAUGCAGUGCACCAAGAGACACCUACUAG